UGAUGAGGUCACAAGUGGGGCUCCCCUCUCCCCCACCCCUGGUUUCCUCAGUCAGGCAGAGGAACCAGAGGGAAAAUCCACCUUCCCGAGCACAGCCAUACCAUCCAUCCCAUCUGACUACUUGUCAAGUUCACUACCACCACCAGGGGAUCUAAAAACACAUUAAAGAAUGUCAAGUGAUGAUAAGAAUAAAUCAACUGAUUCCAAGAACUGUGAUCCCAGAUGUGAACAAAAGUGUGAGAACAAAUGCCAGCCCAGCUGUUUGAAGAAGCUGCUACAACGGUGCUCUGAAAAGUGUCCACGGGAAAAGUGCCCGCCACCACCAAAGUGCCCACCAUGCCACCCACCCUGCCCUCGCACCUGCCCCCCUCCCUGCCCCUGUCCCUGCCCUACCAAACCCUGUGUCAAGCCCUGUCCUCCUAAAUGCCCACCUCCAUGCCCCCCGAAAUGCCCACCUCCAUGCCCCCCGAAAUGUCCACCCCCAUGCCCCCCGAAAGGCCCACCCCCAGAGUGAGGCAUCUCAGGCACCAGCUGGCCCACCACGUCCACCAUCUCUGCCACGUUCACCACUGGAGGGCUGAGAGCUAAAGCCAUGAACUGACAAGUAAACGAGUUCCUCUGCUGUGCAAGACUUUCUUCUCCUGGCUAUUGGUUGUUUUUUG
Messenger RNA from Talpa occidentalis (Iberian mole), 662 nucleotides. Its product is annotated as late cornified envelope-like proline-rich protein 1. Bases 170 to 514 code for a protein of 114 amino acids. The record is from RefSeq and is a predicted model, not a curated record. Lineage: Eukaryota; Metazoa; Chordata; Mammalia; Eulipotyphla; Talpidae. The transcript is spliced from 2 exons.